This is a messenger RNA of Hymenoscyphus albidus, 373 nucleotides long. The record is from the annotation of a GenBank genome assembly. Lineage: Eukaryota; Fungi; Ascomycota; Leotiomycetes; Helotiales; Helotiaceae.
AUGAAAUCCUUUGGUGCAAUUCUGUUACUCAGCCUCAGGUAUGUUUUCCUUCCCCAUCCCGCUUUCCUCCUAGACACCCAUGAAGUUUUCACUGAUCACUCUUAGCCUCCUUCUCGACUACAACUUUGCGAUGGGCAUGAAAACCCAAAAGAUAUACGGCUGUUGUAGCUUUCCCCCUCAGAUGAACGGCACACGGCAACCGGGAUGGACGGAUACGUGCUGCAAAACAUUCAAGCAAAAAGUUCGAUUCUACGGGAACAAUACGCUAGGGUUGAUAGGCCCGAGUUAUGGUGUACGUACUCCCGUCAUUCCCUUUCUACAUUAUCUCCCACCAUCCAAGCGCCAAGCGAAAAUGGGAUUGGAGAUUUCGUAG